CCACAAAGACAUUACCAAAAGACAGAACCAAAGCUUCGAAAAUCAGACAAUUCAACUAAACGAAAAGAUGUCAGUAGCUUCACCGAUUCAAUGUAUCAGGAUUCUAAAUCCAUCAUCUUCCUCUUCUUCAUCUUCUUCAACAGCUUCGUCGUCUUUUAGAUUCUCAUCGACGACUAAGCCAUGUGUAUUCAUCAUCAGAUGUUCUCAGACAGAAGGUCCUUUAAGAAGGCCCUCGGCUCCUCCAACUCUCCGGGAGCCGCAAAAACCUGUUCCUCCAUCGCAGCCCUCUUCCGCUCCUCCUCCUCCUCCCCCGCCGCAGAAAGCUGUGGCUGUUGAUGGGAAGAGUGUAACUACGGUGGAGUUUCAGAGACAGAAGGCUAAAGAGCUUCAAGAGUACUUUAAACAGAAGAAGCUUGAAGCUGCUGGUCAAGGUCCUUUUUUUGGUUUCCAACCCAAAAAUGAGAUCUCCAAUGGAAGGUGGGCGAUGUUUGGUUUCGCAGUUGGAAUGCUCACAGAGUAUGCAACAGGAUCAGACCUUGUUGAUCAAGUUAAGAUCCUUCUCUCGAAUUUCGGCAUUGUAGACUUGGAAUAAUAAGAGUGUUGUUAUAUAUAGACAGACCCUUUUCUCUCUUGUCUCCUAUUCCUCUUCUUGUUUAUUGUUCUUCCUGUAUAUGUAUCUCUAAGAUUUUUAAAUACAGGGCCAUUUGUGUAUCCAAUCACUUUAUCUUCAAAUGGUAUAAAUACGAUCUUGUAUCGAUUCUAGAA
Arabidopsis lyrata subsp. lyrata is the source of this 765-nucleotide messenger RNA. RefSeq names its product light-harvesting complex-like protein OHP2, chloroplastic. The coding region runs from base 68 to 592 and encodes 174 amino acids. The record is from RefSeq and is a predicted model, not a curated record. The transcript is spliced from 2 exons. NCBI's taxonomy places the organism in Eukaryota, Viridiplantae, Streptophyta, Magnoliopsida, Brassicales, Brassicaceae. Gene Ontology annotation, cellular component: chloroplast thylakoid membrane.